AUGAGUACCGCGGAACGAUCUUUUACUACUUGGACCUCUGCUUGGGAGACCGACUCGUUACCAUGGUUGCCAACCGCUCAAGAAUUCAAUUUCAGGUCAAUGCCAGCUAUCCUUAGCAAUUUCACAUACUUGGAGUUUGACAAGAAGUUGAAUUACUUCCAGUACCAAGACAUUUCAGGGCACCUGAUAUCUGACCCACCGGUCAAGAAGGCCAUGCAAUGCGCCUUACAAUUAUGUGGCAAAACUUUCGUGACGCCUUAUUUUGGCAAUUUCACAGCAAGCGCCCUGACUGGGCCACAAGUUGGCCUCAACAUCAGCGCUAAGAGUACCAUAUUCGACAAUAAUUCGACCUUUUUCCUGGGCUUAGAACCGGAGAGCAUAAUUCCCACACUCACGAAUGUGAAGUUCAAUAUUGACAACUGUGAAUUCCGGAACCUCAUCAUGUUCAUGAGAUCCCUUUUCAUGGGAACCACAAAUAUUACUGAGGUUCUCGUGGGGUCGAAAGAUGCUUCUGUCCAUCCUGAGGAUCGCCAACAAUGGUCAAUAGCCACUAACGGAACGGCACUUAGUCAAUUCGAUGACAUGCCAGUGCUCAUGAAAGAAAUUGCGGAUAGCAUAACCGAGGAAUUCCGCAUUUCGUCUGGAACUUUGCCUACGAGCGGUGUGGCCUUGCAGAGCGAGGUAAUUAUAGCCAUCAAUUGGACGUGGCUGGCGCUUCCAAUAGCAGUGACGAGCCUUACGUUCUUCCUGCUUCUCACUGUUAUUCACGUAAACAAUAUGAGCGGCAUAUCUCCUUGGAAAAGCUCAAGUCUGGCAUUGUUGUUCCACGAAUUAGACGGCUGGGAUGAUAACCAGAAAUUGAUUCUUGAUGCGCCGGAUAAAGUGGAAGCGAGAGCGAAAGAGAUGAGAGCACAAGUCACUUACCAGAACGAUUUACUUCGAUUCUCUAAAGCUGAUUAA
Molecule: messenger RNA, 960 nt
Organism: Pestalotiopsis fici W106-1
Lineage: Eukaryota; Fungi; Ascomycota; Sordariomycetes; Amphisphaeriales; Sporocadaceae
Exons: 1
Coding region: 1-960 (319 amino acids)
Source: RefSeq, a predicted model, not a curated record